Aegilops tauschii subsp. strangulata is the source of this 1205-nucleotide messenger RNA. RefSeq lists its product as uncharacterized. The record is from RefSeq and is a predicted model, not a curated record. Lineage: Eukaryota; Viridiplantae; Streptophyta; Magnoliopsida; Poales; Poaceae.
UCAAUUGACUACCUAGCGACGACUACAAGCACUGAAGCGAGCCUAAGGCGCACCGCCGUCAUCGCCCCUUCUUUACCGGAGUCGGGCAAAACUGGUUGUAGUAGAUAGUCAUAAUGAUCAGUCAAAUUAUACAACACAUCUGCCAGAGUUGCUAUCAUUUAAGAAAUGAGAUGCGGUAUUUGGUAGUGUCAAAAAGUCUUACAUUAUGGGACGGAAGGAUUAUGUUGCAUUUGGACUGAACUCUAUCUGCUCGCAAUUAUAUGUCGGUGGGUCACGUGUCUCGUACGUAUCCAUCUCUUUUAGAGUUAGAUAGAUUGUGCAUAAAAGGAUAUCGACCGGUGAAGCAAUCAUGCUGCCGCAGAUGCUUAUGUGUAUACACACACGCUAGCUAGCGACGACGUACGGUGCUAAGCAUGGCGCCGGCGGCAGACGCCAUCUUGAAGAAAUCAGCAUUCCGGUGCCUAGACGUGGCGCGCUACGUGGUGGCCGCCGCGGUGUCCAUGCUCAUGGUCACGGUCCUCGUGUGCGCCGUCAAGGCCGUCAACCCCAGCGGCCGCGUACGCAUCUACUACACCAAUCCCAUCGCCAGGCUCCGUGGCAGGAACUCGUCGUCUGUAAUGAAGACUAUGUUGGCACUGCGGCUCCCCGACGUUUCCGUGGAGCACCAAUCCACGGUGGACAUUAACGUGUUGAUGAACACCUUUGUGUUGGUACCAGGGCAGAGGUUCUACUUCGAGGCGCUCGCCAACGGCAGCGGCAGCAGCAUCGCUGACGCAUUCAUGAAGGUCAACGGCACCCGCAUCGUCCAGAAUAUUUUCACCGGGCAGAACCUGACCAGCGAGCAAGCCUUCUACUACUGCUCGCCCAUCGUCUUCGACGAAGGCGAGUACUACUCCAGUGCGGCCGCGGUUAACGUACCGUGCACGGAGGAAGCCCCGACUACCAUUCUCGAUGAUCCUCUGCCUGGUAUAAUUAAUUGAUGCAGAUUCGGUGAUUAGCUUCUUUCUCUCUCUUGAGUUUCUCAGUCGUCGCAAGUCGGUCUACACCCGGUUUGAUUGUUCACUUUACAAUGCUCAUCUUGUGGCACACGUGGCCUUAAUUAUUGUCAAGACUAGUGGUGGGUUUACCCUUUGUAGCCACAAACUCGAUUGUAACCCUCAGGAUAACUAUUUUGUUGGAUAUAAGGGAGAAAGACGGAUAAUAUA